GUCCUGCGACAGCCCCGAGCCGCGCACGUCGCGACGUUUACCUACCCCAGCGCGCCUCUCGGCACACGCACUUAAACAUUGCGCUGUGAACUAACUACCGCUCUACCUAGUAUGUGCUAAGUGAAUUAACGAUUGCCAAUAUGAAGGGUCGUCACCAGUUCCGACGCAGAUUCAGUCUGCAGCCGUCGUUUAUGAAAGAAGAUCAUGAGGAGGAGCGGAGACCCCACAGGACCGAGCGGACGGAGGACACCGUAUCCAGCAGUGGCAAUCUCACCAACAACGCGGUGCGGCAUAAAAUAGUAGUACUAGGUGCUGCGAAAGUUGGCAAGUCCUCGCUCAUAUCACAGUUUCUAUACAACACGUUCUCGCCAAAGUACAAACGAACCAUAGAGGAAAUGCAUCACGGGGACUUUAACGUGUCCGGCGUGAGACUAACGCUCGACAUACUAGACACGUCGGGGGCUUACGAGUUCCCAGCAAUGAGGACACUGUCUAUGCAGUCUGCUGACGCGUUCAUACUCGUCUACGACAUCACUGACGCAAACAGCUUCACAGAAGUAAGGACUUUGAGAGAUCAAAUUCAUGAAACCAAAGACAGCACCGCCGUCCCCAUUGUAGUAGUCGGCAAUAAAGUGGACCUGGCUGAAACUGGUGCGAGACAGGUAGAAUUUCACACAACGGAAUCGGUGGUGACUGUGGACUGGGAAAAUGGAUUCGUUGAAGCUUCGGCAAAGGAUAACGUGAAUGUGUCGCAGAUCUUUAAGGAGUUACUAGUGCAGGCCAAGGUGAAGUACAAUCUGUCUCCUGCCCUGCGUCGGCGCCGGCGACAGUCACUUCCUACUGGGCCCCAGGGACCCCCGGGGUCGAGCCCCACCCCGCCUGCGAAUGCGCCCCACGUCCCGUCACCCGCUCAACUCGCACACUUGCAACAAAUCCGCGAGCGACACAACAGUAAACGUAACUCCUGCGUCAUCUCUUAGACAAGACGCACGCGCCGUUCUUUUCAGUGUUAGAUAAGGAUCUCGGGUAACUUUCGAAUUUUCUAUACGUACCGAUAAAACUAUUUAUAAACUCUAAUUAAAGUGGACUUUGUAUUUGGUCUUCAGUCCGUGCGUAAAAAGGGCAUUUUUAAU
This is a messenger RNA of Spodoptera exigua (beet armyworm), 1133 nucleotides long. The record is from the annotation of a GenBank genome assembly. Lineage: Eukaryota; Metazoa; Arthropoda; Insecta; Lepidoptera; Noctuidae.